ACACACACACACACCCCCCACACCACACCACAUGUGUGCACACACUUUUAACAUUACUUUGAUUUCCUUGGUUUAUUGUUGUGGGAACAGAGGUGUUGCCCCUGUGUCAGUUGCUUGCUAUAAUUCUGAACUUGUUCUGAUUUUGCAGUGUGCUCAGAACAUCCAAAAAGCGCAUGUGCCUGUGUGUGCAUUAAAAGGUCACUGUGGAGGAUUGCAGGAUUGCUCAACUGGAAGAAUUAGCUAGCCAGUGGCUCCCUCCAGAUGUCUUGGACUACAACUCCCAUCAGCCUCUGCUGCUAAUGGGAGUUUUAACCCCUAACAUAGAGGCCCAGUGUGUGGCGUAGUGGUUAGAGACUAGGAAACUGGGAGAGACCAGGGUUCGAAUCCCCACUCAUUGUCGGUAGCCUUGGACCAGUCACUCUCGGCCCAGCCUACCUCACAGGGUAGUUGUGGCGAUCACUUGUGACCGAGUCAGAUUGUCUUCCAUGAACACAGUUUUAGCAGUGUGUCCGUAAGUGACUGUGGAGGCUAAUUCUGGAUCCACACGUCCUUCCACAGUGAGAGCAUAGGUUUCUGGGCAGGAGUUGAUCACGGUGAGGGUUUGCCAAGUGUGCCUUUGUCUCAGCUCGUUUCUCCCUUUUGUCCUGAGUUCGUGCUUCUUCAAAGUCCAUGACACCUAGGAUCGAUCACAGCUGUGUGAUCUUAUACUAAUUGCAGGAUAAACAUGUUUUUAAAAAAUAGAUUUACGUAAGUUCUGCAAAGUGGGAAUCAAGCCCCCCCGGCUGUUUAAUGAUGAGUUAGCCUGGCUUUUUAAUUUGCUGAAUGAUAACAGUGAGGUUUGAAGAGACAUUAGUCUGCUUCCAGUGCCUGUACUAGAGGUGCCUUCUGGAGAUACUGAAGGAACUGUAAAGGGGUUUUGAAACUGGGAUAAAAGCCACCAGCCCUUGUUAAAAGAGAAGAUGGCUGCUUUCAUUCCCUUUUGCAGUAAUGCGCCAGAUAGUUUGGAACAGGUGCUCUGAGCUCAGGCUUCCAAGGAAGGUUAAAAAUAAUAAGAAAAAAAGGUUUCUUUGGCUAUGUUAGAAGCAAGAGGAACAAGCAAGUGGUAGGUCCUCUACAUGGAAAAGACAGAAAAAUGCUACUGGGUGACAGAGAGAAGGCAGAAGUGCUCAAUGCCUACUUUGCCUUUGUCUUCACCCAAAAAGAAAGCAAUGCCCAACCUGGUAAAAAUAAAAUAAUCAAUGGAAGAUAGGAGGAGCAGUCCAAACUCAUCUCUUUCUUUUUUUUGAUAGAAUUACAAGCUUGGUGGAUCAGGGGGAUGCUGUGAACGUAGUAUAUCUUGAUUUCAGUAAGGCUUUUUAUGAAGUCUGCCAUAAUAUUCUUGCGGAGAAGCUGGUAAAAUGUGGGCUGCAUGAGACAAACUUAGUUGGUCUCUAAGGUGCUACUGGAAGGAUUUUUUUUAUUUUGUUUCGACUAUGGGAGACCAAACAUGGCUACCUACCUGUAACAAAUACAAAAGUUACCUUUGUGUGUGCACAGACUCACACACUACCAUCCAGGAAUUAUCAGAAUCUUAAGGAUCCAGUCCAGCUAUGAAUAUUAUUUUCACAACAACCCUGUCGGUAGGUUAAGCUGAAGGAGAGUGACUGGCCUGAAUUUCUUGGCCCUUGCCUGGGGCAGGUUACUAAUUUACUAUAGUGAAUUCACCGUAAGGUGAAUUUGGGUGGGGGGCAGAGUCGGACUUUCUGUACAAGUGUCCUAGUUUUGUACAACUGUGUUCAAAACACUUAACAUUACACCAGCCUUGAAAGGUAGGGCAGCCCUGUUUCUUCUUUCCCACCCCCCAUUCCUCACAAGGGGGCUCACUGAAUUAUUUUUUUGGGGGGGGGGCGAGGUGAUGUAAUCUAAGAAGUGUGCAUGCACACGAAAGCUCAUACCAAUAACAAACUUAGUUGGUCUCUAAGGUGCUACUGGAAGGAUUUUUUGGUUUUGUUUCGACUACGGCAGACCAACACGGCUACCUCCCUGUAACUAUGCAAAUGCUAGAUUGGAAAGCAUGUAUUUCACCUAGGCCUAAAACCCUUUGUUUUCUUGGAGGCCCAGUCCUGGUGGACCCAUUGCUCUGACAAAACCACCAAAUGCUUCUGAAUGCCUCUUGCUGAAAAUCACAGGAGGGGAGAGUUGUGCUCGGGUCUUCACAGGCUUCCUGCUGUGGCAUCCAGUUGACCACUGCACGAACAGGAUGCUGGACUAGGCGGGCCCCCUCUGGCCCGAUCCAACAAGACUAUUUGUGUAGAAUCUCCAGGUCCAGAAGCGGUCUAUCUAGAUUCCUAGGUUCAUCGGGGCAUUUGGCUGCUGUGAAAACAGGGUGCUGAGCUAGAAAGGGCCCCCUUUGGCCUGAUCCAGCAGCCAGGCCCUUCUGUUAAUGCUAGUUGCCAACCAGGGUCUUGAGGGUGGCGGCUGUGAUUGCUGCCCCCCUCCUCAGUGAAUUGUGCAGACCUGCAAGGCCUUUUCCUCCCUCCCCCGCAAAGGUGUCUAAAUCUAUGCCAAAUUCCUCGGGCUUCUGGCCUGGCCGCAUGGCGGGAGCCCUACCUGCUAGUUAUGGAGCGCGGCUGGUGGAGGAGGAGAAUGUGCCGUAGCAAAGGUAGGCCUGGCGCCUGCUCCCUUGCUCAGCUCCCAUGGGAAUUUGGUGCUUGUUUUGCUCGAUUCCCCCCGCCCCCCCGCCGGCAUCCCUCCCAUCGCAGCUGUCCCUGUCGACCCUGACCUCAUGAGCUCACGCUGGGAAGCCGAACUCAGCGGCCUGCCCCCUUGCGCUUGAGAAGCAGCCGCUGGCUCCCCUGCCUGUCGCCAGAAACCGGAGGCCCACUUCCACCGCCCUCCCCCACCUCUCUGUUCCUGCUUGGUUCCUUUUCUCCCUCGGCUCCUCCGUCCCACUGCUCCAGGAAAACCUCCGUAAGAGCUUUCUGAAUCCUUCGCCAUGGGGGACAUGAAAACCCCAGAUUUUGACGACCUCCUGGCGGCUUUUGACAUUCCCGACAUCGACACCAACGAGGCCAUCCACGAGGAGGCAGAGGCACACAUCAAGCCCAUCCCUGUGGAGGCGGUGGUCCCUGAGCACGUCCUCCCUCACGCUGACAUCACCACAGUCAGCGUCAUAGUGAAGAAUACCGUCUGCCCCGAGCAGCUGGAGGCUGUGGACGGACGCGUCAAAGACAGCCACGUUGUCGGGCCACGCCUGCUGCAGAACGGCUUCUCUGCCCCUGAGGCGCUCCAUUCCUCCCCCACUCGCCCCACAGAAGGGGUGGCCACCGCCAACGGAGAGUGUUGGACCCCGAAAGAAAAGGGGGCCAAAAGCCUCGACAUCUUUUCCCAUUUCAGCCCCGACCCUCCUGAGGACGGUGAGGCCAACCUCAUCGACCAGCCGCGAGAAUGCAAGCCCAAGGAGAAGGGUCCCCUCUCCCCGCCCCACGUGCUUUCUUCGGUCCCCCCGCUGGAGUGCCACGAGCCGUCGGCAGGGGAGGCCUCAGGGCCCCUCCCUCCAACAUUCCCACAGUCCUUUGAAGGAUGCCCAGCCGGUGGAGGUGUGGGCCUCCCUCCAACCCCUGCUGUUCCCCAGGUGCCCCCAGUCAUCAAGCAGGAGUCCGAUUGCGAGACGCCCUGCCGGGGGGCCAGUCCACUGGGCCGCCCGAAGCCCAGUUCUGUUUGCUACCCUACAGACGGUUCCCCCAUAGCGCCCUGGCCAGGCUCAGACGCAAACCUCUGCGUCAGGUCCCGCGGCACCCCAGAAGUCAAGCACUCUCCCUCCAGCCCUGGGGACUCACUCUUCAAAAGCUCUCCUCCGGAGGCAGAAGCAAGCCCCGGGCCCUCCACCUCCCCCAAACAUUCCAGCAGUGGGACCCUGAAGGAGGAGCCCAUCGAGAAGCCUGUGCAGUGCCCGCCAGAUGCGUCCAGUGAGGAAGAGGACGAGGACGAGAGUGCUGGUUCUCCCUCGUCCAAUUCUUCGCGGCCCCUGAAAGUGAGGAUCAAGACCAUCAAGACUCCGACCGGAAGCAUCACCAGGACGGUCACCAGGGUCUCCUCUGACACAGAGCCAGGAGCCGCCAAGCCACCUUCGGACCACGACUCACAAGAGGCUGCUUCCGCCGAGGAAGCCGUGUCCCAGGCCUCUGCGGAAAAGGAAGGAGGCGCCACGGAGCCCCCCAGCCCCAAAACGGUGGCCGCCAGCCCCGCGAAGGUUGCAGAGGGGCCCAAAGUGGUCAGCGUGCAGCUGGGAGACGGGACCAAGAUCAAAGGAACGGUGCUGCCUGUCUCCACCAUCCAGAACGCCAGCAGCGCCAUGCUGAUGGCUGCCAGCGUGGCCCAGCAGAAGGCAGUGGUGCUGCCCAGCAAGGCCGUGGCCAAGAACAUUGUCAGCCUGGUGCCGCAGGCCCUCCCCAAGGCUGGCGUCGUGGCAGCAGCGGCCCAGGCGGGCGGGGCCAGCCAGAAGGUCAACGGCACCACAGUGGUGGUGAUGCAGCAGUCGCAGAAGUCCUCGCCCACCGUGGCUGGCACAGUCAUCUCCCGCAGCCAGUCCAGCCUGGUGGAGGCCUUCAACAAGAUCCUGAACAGCAAGAAUCUGCUGCCCAUGUACAAGCCCAACCUGGCGCCCCCGGCGGACUCCAGCCUGACCCUCCCGCCGCUCGGGUACCGGUGCCUGGAGUGCGGAGACGCCUUCGCCCUGGAGAAGAGCCUAGCGCGACACUACGAUCGGCGCAGCAUGCGCAUCGAAGUGACCUGCAACCACUGCACCAAGCGCCUGGUCUUCUUCAACAAGUGCAGCCUGCUCCUCCACGCCCGCGAGCACAAGGACAAGGGCCUGGUCAUGCAGUGUUCCCACCUGGUUAUGCGCCCCAUCGCGCUGGACCAGAUGAUCGGGCAGCCCGACAUCACCCCGCUGGCCUCCCUGGCCUCCCUGAACGCCAGCAAGGCCGCGGCCACCAUCGCCCAGGAAGGCACGGCCAGCGGGGCAGCCACGCACGACCCGCCCGUCCUCCCCUUGAAUGGCAGCACCGAGCAGGCCGCCACCAACUCCUGCCAGUGCCUGGAGUGCAAGGAGCCCUGCAAGGACAAAGCCGGCCUCGCAGCCCACUUCCAGCAAGCCACAGCCUCCGCCUCCACCUCCACGGUGUGCACCGCCUGCCCCAUGAUGAUGCCCAACCGGUGCAGCUUCGGCGCCCACCAGCGUAUGCACAAGAACCGCCCGCCUCACGUCUGCCCUGAGUGCGGGGGGAACUUCCUCUUGGCCAACUUCGAGGCACACCUGAAGGAAGCCUGCCUCCAUUUCUCCCGGAGGAUAGGCUACAGGUGCCCGAGCUGCUCAGUCGUCUUUGGCGGAGUAAACUCCAUCAAGUCCCACAUCCAGACGUCUCACUGCGAGGUUUUCCACAAGUGCCCCAUCUGCCCGAUGGCGUUCAAGUCAGCACCCAGCGCUCAUGCCCAUAUUUACACCCAGCACCCAGGCUUCAGCAACCAGCAGUCCAAGAUGAUCUUCAAGUGUGCCAUGUGCGACACGGUCUUUACCCACAAGCCCUUGCUCUCCUCCCACUUCGACCAGCACCUGCUCAACCAGAGGGUGAGCGUCUUCAAGUGCCCAGACUGCCCUCUUCUUUUCGCCCAGAAGCGUACGAUGCUGGAGCACCUGAAGAGCACCCACCAGCCCCAGAAACCCAAAGAGGACCCCGCCGCCAAGAAGCCAGUUGCUGCCCCGCUCACCCCCAAGCAGGAGCCGGCCGAAGAGGAGCCCCCACCGCCCGUCUCCAAGCUCUCGGAGUCGCCGCCGUCUUCUUCGGAAGACGAGGAGCCGCCCAGCUCCCCGGAGCUGCGGAAGAGCAAGCGGGGCCGCUUCCAGCGCAAGUCGGAGGGGGGAGGGCGCUCCCGGAGCAACGGCUGCACCUGCGGGAUCUGCCAUUCCUGGUUCCCGGAGCGGGACGAGUAUGUCCUGCACAUGAAGAAGAUCCACGGGAAGUGCGUAAAGAAGUUCCCAUGCCACCUGUGUGAGAGAUCCUUCUGCUCCUACCCCAGCCUCCGGAGACACGUCCGCGUCAACCACGAAGGCAUCAAACGUGUCUACCCCUGCCGGUACUGCACGGAAGGCAAGCGGACCUUCAGCAGCCGCCUCAUCCUUGAGAAACACAUUGAGGUGCGUCAUGGCAUCAAGGUGACGGACGAGACCCGCAGCCAGGAGGUGCAGAUCACCCGCAUGGGUGCCAGGAACUCUCAGGCGUCUGGCCGGAAGCGGAAGCUCUCCGACGAAGGGGACUCAUGCAGCGAGGAGCCGGACAGCACCACCCCGCCUUCGAAGACCCCCAGGGGCGACCGGAAGUUCCACUGCCGCAAGUGUGGCUACGUGGCAUGCUCGGCGGCCGACUUCCAGGAGCACAUCCCCCAGCACAGGACAGGGGAAAGCGCCCACCAGUGUCGUGAGUGCGGGCUCUGCUUCACCUCUCAGGUCUCCCUCAACCGCCACCGCUUCAUCACCCACAAGAAGAAGCGGGGGUCGGGCGAUGCCGGCGGCUCCAGCCCCCGGGGGGGCGACUCCGAGGAAGCGUCCCCGCCAGCCGAAGAGGGGAAGCUCUCCUGCACCGUCUGUGGCAAGGGCUUCGACACCCAGCUCAACCUCAAGACUCAUUUCCGCACCCACGGAAUGGCCUUCAUCAAAGCCCGGCAGAACGUGGGGGCAGAGAACUAGGGAGUGUGUGCACAGGAGGCUCUGCCUUGCCCCUCUGCCACCCAGGGACAGCGGUCGGAGGUUGAUCAGCGCCCCAAGGUCUUGGUGGGAGCAGUGGUAUUCCCCCCCCUCCCCAUGCCUCACUUCUUAAUAAGCUGUGAUUGUGAGGGGGGGCGAGGAGCCUUAUUUAUAAGCAGCUGUCUCUGCUGUUGGCUUGGGACCUCGGUUGUGGGGUGUCUUGUUACUGUGUGUUUUUUUAACUCCUUCAGCUUGGGGUUAUACCAUGGGGCAGAAGGCAAGGGAGAAACAUUACAUUACAUCCGGUGGUGCUGAGGAAUGGGACUCAGAGCCCCAGUGGAUUAAGGCUGCUGUGCGCCGGGGUGCCUGCCUUGCCCUUGCUGAGAAGACCUUCCCGUCAGCUUUGCUUGCUGAUCACUGGAAAAGGCAGGCGAAGCCUCGCAAUGCUCCCCUUCUGCCUUUCCUCCUCCUCCUCCGUGCACAGGGGCACUAACCCACCCCAGUGCAUGACCCCGUUGCGUUGCCCCCUCGGUGCUGCCACCGCCUCCCUCUCUCCCCUCCCUCUGAUUUUGCCCCCUCCCACUCUUUCCAGCACCCUCUUUUCUCCCCUCCAGGAUUUCCAAAAGCUUCCUGGGUUUUAGUUCUUCUCUUCCCUCCUCGAAAAGAGGGAUUCGUUUCAGCCUCACCUUUCCUGUUUUGUCGUCAUUUUUUUUUAUAAAAAAAAUCAUGUUCGCAGCUGCAGGACCGGAAGUCGCAAUUAGCUACAGGUUAGUGCCUCUGUUCUCCCCUCACCCUUCUCAGUCGGAAUCAUGGGUCAAUUGUUCCGCUUCUCUGAAGCAAGACGUUUUCCUCCGCCCUCCUUCACUGCUGAUCAUAAUACUGACUCCUUUUUUUGUGUAUUAGCGCUACCCUUUCCAAGCCAUUCCAAGGGGCGGAGUUUUGAAAAGCAAACAAACCCCCAAUGUUAUUGGUGUUUGGCUCACAGUGUGUGUUGUGUUGAUGACAAUCCAGACCAGGAAUGGGGGUUAUCUGUGGGGCCAGUCUCCCAACUCCCACCGUCAACCCUGAGCACUAGGCAUGUUGGGCAGAGGCUUCUCCAUCACUGUUACAAUGGGCACUCGGUCAGCAGCCAUUGCCCCCCGCAUCCCAAACCUGCCUGCCAAACUACGUGCCACCUCUUCCAGCUUUUCCCAAGUGGCUGAACGGAGAAUGAAAACGGGGGUUAGGAGGCAGAUGAGGCUCUGUGUGUUUGUGUGUCAGCUGAAGGGUGGUGGUGGGAACCUCCAGAAGGUUCAAAACGGGUCCACAGCACUAACUUCCUAAUAUUUGGUGGCCAGGAAAAUCCAUUUAUGGGGAGGUGUGGACAGGAGGCAGAGGGGGAUGGCUAAUAUUGCCUCCCCUGAGCAGAAAACGAAAAGGCAGCUGUAGUGACCAGAUACAUGUCUGAGUGGCAACAGACCUACCCAGGUGGAAGGAUACGGACACGAGUAGCUGGGGGAUUCAAACGUUUGCACACUUUCCCCCCCUUGCAUAAAAUGCUGGUGCCCCAUUUCUGCCCUUAAUUGCAAAAGGGUUAGGAAGGCAUUGCUUGACCCUGUCCUCAAUUCACUGGGACUUUGGGGGCUUGUGCCCUUCCACCGCUCGUGUCCAAUUCCAGUGGGGCUCUCUCAGGAGAGAAUUUUUACGAUGGCGACAGUCCAGUCAAUCAGUCAAUCUCUUGAUUAAGGUCAGUGACCCGUAUUUAAAGCAAACAAAUCAAACCUUUGUGCAAAUAUAUAACACACCUCCCCAUCCUAUCUGUCGACACUUAAUGGUAUGCCAGUGCCCCCUGGCGGUUGGUUCAGCUGCGUUAAUCUUGUAUUGACAAACUUCACUGCCAAAGGGGGUGUUUGUCUAUAUCAUGCUGAUUAGCAAUUAAUCAUGGUCUUGAGUGUCUGCCCUCACCCGCCACCUCAAAAAAACCCACUGCCUCCAGAAUGAACUUUAAGUCCCUUCUGUAGAUGAUCAUUCCGAGGUUUUGUGACCAAGAAAACAGCAUACAAUGCUGCCUCUUUAUUCUAACAAACGUUGAGCUUCUAGCUUCAUAUUUCAGUAAAGGUUUGGGAAGCGGCAGUUCUGUGCUUUAAACCCCCCUGCUCCCACAAUCAGAUCAUGUGUAAAGGUAAAGGGGGGGGUACUUUUGUGCUUUGUCUAAAAGGAAACCAUGGGAGGGAGUCUCGUAGAUCUCUUUUUAAAAAAACAAUAACGUGCACAAGUGAUUAUUUUA
Molecule: messenger RNA, 8987 nt
Organism: Zootoca vivipara (common lizard)
Lineage: Eukaryota; Metazoa; Chordata; Lepidosauria; Squamata; Lacertidae
Source: RefSeq, a predicted model, not a curated record